This is a messenger RNA of Scylla paramamosain (green mud crab), 7544 nucleotides long. Its product is annotated as integrin alpha-5-like. Gene Ontology annotation, biological process: cell-cell adhesion; integrin-mediated signaling pathway; cell-matrix adhesion. The record is from RefSeq and is a predicted model, not a curated record. Lineage: Eukaryota; Metazoa; Arthropoda; Malacostraca; Decapoda; Portunidae. Gene Ontology annotation, cellular component: external side of plasma membrane; integrin complex. Gene Ontology annotation, molecular function: integrin binding. The transcript has 27 exons. Bases 319 to 3630 code for a protein of 1103 amino acids.
AGGGACGCUAUCGCCACCACCACCAAAACCACCACCUUUUACCUUCUAUUGUGUUAGCUUGUAAACACAGGCAUCCGCCCUCCUCCUCUCUCCAACACCACGGCCAAAAGUCCAUCAUUCUUUCUCCUGCUCGCUUCCACCUCUGCGCUCUCGGGUGUUUUCCCUUCAGUAACUUGACCACAAGUACAUCUGUGCCCAGUACUACGGCAUUGUGGUGUCAGGAUACGCUGAACUAGUCGUCACAAAGUAAAAAUUUACUUAAAUCUGAGGUGUGCAUUGUCUGUGUUACGUUCGGCAUAAUCCUGUGGAGAGUGGGUGAUGCCAUUGUGCCACCGGUCCUCUGGAGUACAACUGCUGGUUGCGAUGGCGUGGUUUCAUCUGACCAGAGGGCGUGAAACGAGGCCGCAUGUGGCGUGUGUCGUGGUGAUGCUGGCGACUUGGUGGCUGGUGGCGAUGCCUGUUGAAGCUGGUUACUUGCAAGUAGAGAACCCUUUGGGGCUGCAGACUCCCUCAAACCAAAAGAACCUACACUUCGGGUUUUCCCUGAGCCACUACACCAGUAACAACCAGAGAUGGCUGCUUGUAGGUGCCCCAAAGUCCAAUGCCAGUGAACCAGAUGUGAAGCACUCAGGUGGGUUAUAUAAGUGCUUGCUGAGUGAGUCUAAUGAGGCUGGUGUGUGUGAGGAGAUGCUGAUUAACUUUGCCAAUCAGAAUUCUCCUCCUUGGGCCAAGAGCAACAAUACUGAUCAAGGACUUGGAUUUUCUCUUGCUUCUGAUGGCGAGGCAAUAGUGGUGUGUGCACCCCAGUGGUAUGCAGAGAGAAAAAAGUUCAAUGAAAGGAAUUACCUGCCAGUAGGCAUGUGCUUUGCUGCAAAAUCUCCUACUUAUGAAUUCAAGGGGUUUUCUCCUCCUUUUGAUGGACAGAAUGUUAGAAGUAUGAGUUAUUUGAAUACUGGAUCCUGCCAGUUUGGCAUUAGUGCUGCACAUUUAAAGGCUCAAAACACAUUUGCCUUAGGAGCACCAGGGUGCUGGACAUGGAGAGGAGAUACUUGGGAAGUUGGACUGGCUCCUGAUUCUGACAAGCAUGAUUUGAGGCACUUGGGAAAACAAAUUUUGCAAGAUGGUAACAUGAACACUAAAUGGGAAAACAGUUAUUAUUUGGGCUACAGUGUAGCCAGUUUCAAGUUUGCUGGUAAAAAUGGUAUUGUAUCUUCCAUACCUCGAAUUACUGAUGAGAGUGACCUGACAGAAGGAGAAGCGCUUGGACCAUCCAUUGUUGUACUAACACAAAACUCUGAUAAUAACACUCUGAAAGUCAGCCUGAGGAUCUCCCCAUCAAAAGUAAAUGUCGAUGAUAUCAGGUUUGCAUUCUUUGGAUAUUCACUUGCCACACUGGACAUGAAUGGUGAUGGACUGGAAGAUUUGGUUGUCGGUGCACCAUUCUACAAUAGUUCCAAAGACUUCUAUGACCAAGGAGCAAUCUUUAUAUACAUGCAGAUUGGUUCUGAGUAUGAUCCAUAUAAGAUGGAAGAAGAAGACAAUGCACCACAGAGGAAGGGAAGUGAAUCUUUCAGCCGUUUUGGGAGCUGUUUGGCUGCUAUUGGAGACCUGGAUGGAGAUGGUUAUGAAGAUCUUGCUGUUGGGGCUCCUUUCAUGACAGUAGGCUCUGAUGAAGAUGCUGGAACUGGAGUAGUAUAUAUUUACAUGGGUUCUGAAGAAGGUCUUGGAAAGGAUGACACAAGACAGAUGAUAAAAGCAGCACCAAAGCAAUUUGGAUUUGGUUCAUCCAUUGCACAGCAGCUGCCAAGUAUUGAGGGGCAAGGAUAUGAUUUAGCCAUUGGUGCUUAUGGCUCUGAUACAGUUCUAGUUUUCAAAUCUAAAGAAGUGGUGGAUGUCAUCUGGAGUAUGACAUUCAUUGGGAAAAUCGAUUUCAGUAAAGAUGAAUGUAUCUGUGAACAAUUUCUUCGGCUGUGUCCCUGUAUUGACUUGGAAGUUUGUCUGAUGUACCACAAAAAAAAUGUUAAAUAUGAAGACAAUAUAAAAUUAGGCUUCAAUAUAACUCUCAGUACAGUGAAUGAUGAACUUUUCUUUUCCAAUGAAAAGACUGAGCUUCAGGAAAAGUUUGAAGUUGAAGAAGAUGAAAACAAGUGUAAGAUAUUGAGCGUCCUGGCAAAGCCUGGCAUUGAAGAGAUAAGAUCGUUCACCAUUAUGGGACAUGUGAAUUUCAGCAAAGAGGAAAAAAGAGUAAUUAUUGAUCGCCAUUCUGUCAUUAGAAAAAGUGAAGACCUGCCCAUCACUAUCCACUGUAAUGCCAGUGACAUCUCCGGCUGCCAGAGUGAUGUCAUCUUUCAGUAUGAUAUAUUGGACAACUAUGUACUGAUGAGUUCGCAGUCAAUGAAGAUCCAUUUUAAAGUAAAGAAUCAAGGAGAGACAGCCUAUGAUUCAAAACUAAAUAUUCGCAGUAAUGAUGUUUUCAAAAUCAAUAAUGUUGAAAAUGAUGAGGUUGCAUGUGAAGAAAAUAUCAAGAAGGAAAUUGAGUGCAAACUAGGAAGACUUGACAAUAAUGCUAAGGUAUAUUUCAACUUGAGUCUGAUACCAACGCAAGAAUUCCUCUCCUCUCUGGACACCCAUGCUCCAUUCUUUAACAUGACAGCUGAAGUGACAACAUUGUCUGCUCUCAGCAACCCAGACACUGCUAUCAAGCAGAUUAAGGCUCCCAUUGAUGUACAAGGGUCACUACAGCUGAUUAAGCAGCCGUCUCAACCUGGUUUUGUGUACUUCAAUAGUUCUUCAUACUACAAGUCAGCUAAAGAAGCAAAGUCUGAGGAAGAAAUUGGACCAGACAUUAAGCAUACAUACAAGAUUCUGAAUGCUAAUAAAUUUAGCAUUUAUGAAGCUGAUCUGACUGUACAUUGGCCACAUACUAUUGAUGGAAAGUACUUCCUUUACUUGAUGGAGAAUCUUUCAGUCAGUGAAAUGAACCAUACCUGCCAUUACCCGAGUGGGUUAGUGGAUCCAUUUAAUCUAAAGGAUGACACACAGAAGCAAGGAAGUCAAACUCAUGAGGAGAAAACCAGUGCACUUAUUGGAAUUGGUGACAAGUCUCCUGAGUACAAGGAAAUCACUUGCUCAUUUGGAGAAAUACCUGCAGGUGAAGAGGUUACUGUAUCACUCAAGUCCAGAUUGGUGUUCAGAACUCUAAAAGAGCUUGAACUGGGCACAUCUGUGAAGAAUGCAUCAUCCUUUGUGGAUCUUCAGAUCACCAAGAUGCCUCUCAACCAUGACCCACCUCCUCCAUCAAGUUCUACCAUCAACACAAAAAUUUCAUAUCAGAAUGAGAAUCCAGAUGCAGUGGUACCUGUGUGGUUGUAUAUAGUGUCAACAUUGGGUGGCCUUCUCCUGCUGGGCAUCAUUGUUGUGAUCUUGUGGAAGUGUGGUUUUUUCAAGCGCAACCGCGCACAGACUCCAGAUAAUGUGGCUAAAAAUGAAGAGGAACAUCUGACAGAGGAAGGAAAGAUGGAACAGGUUAUGGAGCAAGAAGAGGAGCAAGAAGACAUUAAGACACCUGUCAGCCCUAUGCUGAAGGAAACUGAAAGUGCUGCUGCAGAUUUUGAGUUCCAUAGAGCAUGACAGUCAUUCAUGGUGCCUGGUGGUGAUCAUUACUAUCAUCACUGUCAUUUCAUGUGUGUCUUAUUUGUAAAUUAUAAUUUGGGACAAGUUUACACUCAGAAUCUGCUUUCUCAGUUUCUGUAUAAAACUUGAUUAAAUCAGUUUUACCUAGUAUUUUUAAAGGAUUAUUGUUGAUGUUACUUGUCAAAGUUGCUCAUUGGAUGAAAUUUUAUAUCUUUUGGUAGUUCUGAAAUGUGGAGGUAUUGAUAAAGUAUGGGAAUGGCAGGACAUUGUGAGAUUCGAAUUAAAGGACAUUUGAAAGGAAGGAAGCCAACCACUCAAGAUGAUGGUGAAAGAAUAUGUGAUGAGAAUGACAGGGGAAUAAGAUGCAAGGAUCAUAUCGAUUCAUUGAGUAAGUAGUAUACUUGCAAAAUCGAUAAUAUACAGGAGGUUCUUCAAUGCUUGGUUCAAUCACUUGAGGUUUGGUAUUGAGAAUGGAUGGUUUUGUCAAGUUAUUGGACCAAGGGCAAACCAGCUUUGCUAUUGAGCCCUGCUGCCUGAUCUUUAGGUAUACUAUGCAACUUAUCCUCUCAGUUUAUGUGGUGAGAAUCCAUGUUUUCUUUGCCUUGGGGCCAAGUGCCUAAGAUAUGAUGAAAUAUUUAUGAAUGUGUCUUCCUGUGCAUCUCUUGGUAAGAAUGAUUUUUUAAGCCUAUAUAACCUAUAGGUUUGGAUAAUCAGCUCUUAGGCUUAUUUAUGGAACCAUGAAUGAUCAGAUCCAACUUUUGGUGGUGCAUGCAAGAUUUUUUAAGUGAUGUCUGUUAAGACUUGUGCCACUCUGGGUACUUCAUGCUGCUUUCAGUCAAAGAAAGAGUAGAUAGUAGAUAGGUUAUCUUUCGCUAUUCAGCAAUUAUGAAAAAACUGUCAUUUUCUUCACUUUCCAGUGGGACUUGAACUCAGAAUCUCAAACUCACCACUUCCUCACACUAAUCCCUUAACCAUCACCUAUCCUGAUUUAAAUCAGGGCUCCUUCUAUGCCAGUCACCUUAAAUAUAUUUUACUUUACAUUUGUGAAACCCAUUGUUCACAGUUGUUUUGUAUGAUAGCUAAUCUUUAUUCAUCUAAUUUUCUGGUUUUCUCUCUCAUUAAGUGGUAAUAUUACCAUUAUCUGAGACUGCCUAAUUAAGAAAGAGCCCCACACCAUUAAUGAAUCUGAGGGAUGAAUGUCAAGAUCAGUAGCCUUAUUCCACCUUUCUUUCAUAGUUGCAUCUGCUUCUUCCCAUUGCUUUCAGGUGUCUUCUAUGAGCCACCUCUGCUGAUUCAUUUGCACACUAGAUGAAGACUUUUGUAGCUUAUAUGAUAAUUAUAAGAAUAAUACACAUAGGCACUUUUAUUGUAAGUGAUAGUGAAUGCAGCUUUGGCCACAAUUUUGUAAUAAAUACAACCCUAUGCUGCUUUUGCAUGUGGAUCAAGAUUAGUCAGUUGAUGGCUCUUGUAACCAAAUUAUUCAAGCAUUUGUGGGCCAUCCUUACAGACACCUCUUCAAAGACCUUGAAGCUCCUUUCAGUACAGGAUUUGUAUUGUAUUCAUUUUCUGAUAAGUUUCCUCUUCAAAAUGUUGCUUUCAAGGUAAUGGUUGCCUUGGCUUCCUGACUAAGUUUGUGGGGUUGGUGCAGUGGAGAUUUCUUUUGGUAGUCAAGCUACAAAAUGAUGGAUCCUUGCAACUAAGACAAGCAUUGAUGACAUUUUUAUAUUUAUUUUAUUUUAUUUUAUGUUUUAUGUUUUUGGCAGCUGUAUCUGCUAGUGAGUGCUCUUCAAAGCAACCACUAGUUGCAAUAUAAAUGCAAGUGUAAUGAAGCUGUAUUGAUAGAAGAUAGCUUCUAUAAUCUUGUCUGAAAACUAGGCAUACUUUGAACUGGUAUGGCUACUUCAGUAAAAACCUCCUGCAUGGAAAAGACACCAUGUUAGCAGUCAGAAAUCUUAUCAAAAUUUAUUCACAAAUAAAAGAGAGAGAGAGAGCUUUCAUCAUAUAUUUUCCUGGCUGGGAAAGAGAUAGAAGUGAGAAAUUUUAGCAAAUAUCCUAAAUACAUCGGUCUAAAGGUUCUCCUGGAAGGGAAAGGAUAUUCAUCAGAUAUAGGACAUGAAUACAUAUGUCAUUAGGUUCUAGUUUACCAUCAUACUGGUCAUUGAUUACAUUUAACAUAUCUCCAUCCACAGAAACCAUGAAGUGUUUGGUUUUACCCUUGCUUGAUUUACUACAAGCCAGUAUUGGUGAAUUAUUAUAAGCUUUGGAUGCAUUAUUACAGUUGUAAAACAAUCAGUGCCAGGGUUCUAUCUUUCUCUGUAACUUCAUCUCAAGUUUCCUUGAGAUGGUAGAUGGUCUCUGUUCUUCUCCUAAAUCUAUUAACACUGGUGUUCCUCAGGGCUCUCUCCUGUUACUCACUCUCUUCUUAUUAUUCAUCAAUGAUUUAAACCAAACUUCUUGUCCUAUCCACUCCAACACUGAUGAUACCACCUUGCACUUUUACAAGUCUUUUCAUAGACAUCCAACCCUUCAGGAAGUAAACAGUUCAUGCAGGGAAGCCACAGAAUGCCUGACUUCUGAUCUCGCUAAAAUUUCUGAUUGGGGCAGAGCAAAGUCUAUUGUUCAGUAUCUCAAAAACUCAAUUUCUUCAUCUAUCAACUCAACAGAACCUUCCAGACAACUAUUCCUUCUUCAAUGACACUCAACUGUCCCCCUCUUCUACACUGAACAUCCUUGAUCUGUCCUUUACUUAUAAUCUAAACAAGAAGCUUCACAUCUCAACUCAAGCUAAAAUAACUUAUAUGAAGUUAGGCAUUCUGAGAUGUCUCUGCCAGUGUUUCUCACUCUUUCAGCUGCUAACUCUGUAUAGGGGCCUUAUCUUUCCAUGUAUGGAGUGUGCUUCAUGUCUUGGGUGGGGUUCCACUCUUCUAGACAGGAUGGAAUCAAAAGCUUUUUGUCUCAUCAACUCCUAUCCUCUAACUGACUGUCUUCAGCUUCUUUCUCAUUAUUGCAAUAUUGCAUCUCUUGCUGUCUUCUCUGGAAAACUCGGGAACUUCCUGCCUGCUCCUGUAUGACUUGAAGUCCUUCAAGAGGGAGGCUUCAAGACACUUAUCCUUACCUUUUUGACUACUGCUUUGGACCCUAUUUAGGAACAGACAUCUCAGUGGGACUUUUUUUUUUUUUUUAAUUGGAUUUUUGUUGCCCUUGGUCAGUAUCCCUCCUACAUGAAAAAAAAAAAUUGCUAUGUGACCAAGAGAUCUUCAUACAUUUGACUGAUUUGAACAUUUUGUAUUUUGAAUUACAGAUUUUUAUUUUCAUGCCUCUAUACAUAUUUAUAGAAAUAUUAAUUGUCAACCUCUUUGUUUUUGGUCAGCAAUAGUUAAUUGUUUUCAUGAUGUAUAUCUCUCUGUGAUCUCUAUGCUAUUAUCAUUGUCAACAUGCAUUCUUAUAGUCCUCUUGGGUCUCAGAAGCUGCAUGACAUUGUCAUAUGCAUAACAAAUGUUUACUUCAUGUUUUUUCUUGUCAUAUGAUCAUUAGUUUAUUGAGUAUAUGUAUAUGUGUUAGUAUUCAAUAGGUUAAUAAAGAAAACUUUAUUUGAAGCUACUUAAACGUGAAUAAUGUGAAUGUUACCUGGAUUUUUGUAAUUGUUAUGCAUUUUCAGGGUACAGAAGGAAAAAUAUUGUUCCUAUAGCAGAACUAAUAAUGUAUAAGUAUUCCAAAGUAUGUGUGAUUAAUAUUCAUGUGAUCAAAUAUUGACAUGAAUUGAUUAUGAAAGAAACUUGUCAAUUGUGUUGUAAUGAUUAAAUGUAAAAUAGUUAACCAGAAACAAUAAAAUACAGAUGUGUAACAAUGUAAAAUGAGUGUGUUUAUAAGGACAUGUUUUUUGUUAUGUAAUACACUGAUCUCUCUUAAAA